Alternaria arbusti is the source of this 4146-nucleotide messenger RNA. RefSeq lists its product as uncharacterized. NCBI's taxonomy places the organism in Eukaryota, Fungi, Ascomycota, Dothideomycetes, Pleosporales, Pleosporaceae. Gene Ontology annotation, molecular function: ATP hydrolysis activity; ATP binding; ABC-type peptide transporter activity. The transcript has a single exon. Gene Ontology annotation, cellular component: fungal-type vacuole; fungal-type vacuole membrane. Gene Ontology annotation, biological process: transmembrane transport. The coding region runs from base 1 to 4146 and encodes 1381 amino acids. The record is from RefSeq and is a predicted model, not a curated record.
AUGGCGGUACCGACAUCGCUCGAACAACGAGCCUCAGCCUUUUCGCGUCUCACCUUCUCCUGGAUGGACCCAAUCUUGCUGAAGGGAUACACCCAGGGCAUCGGUAUCGACAUGCUGCGGCACUUCGACCAAGCAGACAAGGCGCAGAAUAUCCUAGCAUCUUAUCGGCAAAUCAGGAAAGACGCUACCUUAUCGUGGAGAUUGGCCUCCCUUUUCAAGACUGUAUUAAUUUUGCAGGGUACAUGGGCAUUAGUUGCGGGUAUCCUCACCGUGGCGCCUGCUCUGCUCCUGAACCUGGUCCUACAAUCUCUCGAACAACCCGGACGCUACCAACCACAUAUGAUAUGGCUUCUUGUCCUACUUUUCCCUUUGGUCGAUCUGAUCAAGUCAGUUGCAGACGGACAGGCGCUUUGGCAAGGUCACAAACUGUGCCUUCGGGUGCGCGCUUUGCUGAUUAGUGAGGUAUUCCGCUUAACGCUGCGCCAAAAGCUUGUGCACGUAGCGCCACGCAACGUCUCAAAUACAAAGAUCAACCAAACUAUGCUGGGAAGGCUGAGAACAUGGGUCCGCUCGACGCUAGGGGCGGAAGAAGGCGCCAUCGCCCUACCCAUCGACGAGCCUACCGCUGGCCUUUCUGGCUCAGAAGAUGGAAAGACCGGCUCAGAGGCUGAUGAAUCAGGUACCGGAAACACUAUCAACUUGAUGUCUAUCGACAGCUACAAAAUUGGCGAUGCCAUGUCGAAUUUGCAUCUCCUUACCAUUCAAGCGCCUGUGCAGAUUAUCAUCACCAUCGCGAUGUUAUAUCGCAUUCUAGGUUGGAGCGCAUUGUCAGGUCUCGCCAUUAUGCUUGUCACGAUCCCAAUGAACAUCGCGGUCAGCAAAGGCUUGGUACGCAACCAAGAAAAGAUGAUGGCAUCGACGGAUCGACGAAUCCAUGCAUCUAAUGACCUUUUCCGGAGCAUUCGCACUGUAAAAUUCUUCGCUCUCGAAAAUCACUUCAGCAAAAUAGUGAACGAUGCGCGAAGAGUGGAGCUGAAUGGGUUGCGAAAACGCUUCUUGUUGUGGGCGGCAUUCGACACCACCUGGUACGCUGUUCCUGCCCUCAUGACACUGCUAUCUCUCUUCUGCUACACAACAUUAGAGGGUAAGGCUUUGCACCCCUCCUUAGCCUUUGCCACCGUAUCUAUGUUCACGCUCCUAUGCGUUCCUUUGGGCAAUGUGGGAUUUGUGUUAGCCCAGGUUAUUGAGGCAGGCGUAUCUCUGAGACGCAUCGAAGUGUUUAUCCAGGAUGGAGAGCUUGUCUUGCCGCCUUUCAGCACGACCUUUGAAUGCAACACGGACAAUCCUAUGUUGGGCUUCCAUCAUGCUCACCUCAGUUGGGCUGGGUGUGAAGAAACCGCGUUGGAUGCACCCACAGCCUUUGAACUGCACGACGUGAACCUCUGCUUCCACACAGCAAAGCUUAAUGUCAUCGUGGGUCCGACAGGUGCAGGCAAAAGCUCUUUACUAUUAGCUUUACUGGGUGAGAUGCGAUUAACGAAGGGGAAUUUGUCACUUCCUGACAUCCGGAGCCGCGCCUAUGUCGCACAGACACCCUGGAUAUUCCACGGAACCAUCCGGGAGAACAUUUUGUUCUCAACUUCUUACGAUGCAAAACGAUACCACCAUGUCAUCGAGAUGUGCGCCCUCGAGCGCGACUUGCAUUGCAUGAGCGCCGGUGAUGCCACGGUCACUGGUGAAAACGGUGUCACGCUUUCCGGCGGACAGAAGCAGCGCAUCUCCCUUGCUCGAGCGAUCUACUCGCAUUCGCGCACGGUACUCUUGGACGACUGUCUCAGUGCGCUGGACCCACAUACUGCCAAAUUCAUCUUUGAAAACUGCAUCCGACAUCUGCCCCGUCAGGGUCGUACAUGCGUUCUCGUCACACAUAAUACGGCACUGUGCGUGCCGGCAGCUGACUAUGUGGUCGCUUUGGACAAAGGUUGCGUCAUCGCCCAUGGCUCCCCCCGCCAGGUCUUGAAUGCGGACGUGUUCCCUCGGGCUGUCCAUGAAGCAUUGGAAUAUGAGAUGACGAAGAUGGAGCAGGCGUCCAGUUCACUCCAGACGCCAUUGGCGGCUUGGGAAUCCCGACUGACCUCUCCAAACGGGAGUCACGACACCGACAUACAACCUGUAGAUACAAUGCUUACAUACCCAGACAGUGCGGACGCCGAGGAUGCAGGCGUCGUGGAGUGGUCGGCCGGUAAGCUCUACUUGGUUGCCACAGGAGCUUGGCCAUUCUGGCUGAUUCUGAUCCUUCUGUUUGCGGGAGGGAAGAUGGCUGGUGUGGCGUCCACCCUGUGGAUGGGACGAUGGUCUAACGAGUCCAUCUUGGGCGGUGAUGCCCCUGAUGCGGGCACACGAUCGACUCUCCGGGCACACAUUAUGCUGCAUCUCACUUCCCACAGCCGAUUUGGUGUCUCUGGGUCCAAGACUCAGCACAACCUCAUAGUACAGAGCCAAUUGCUGCCGACAGAUACCUCUAGUUCUUCGAUCGACCCUUUGUACCAUAUUCUCAUCCUCGGCAUAAUCAGUCUCGCAACCAUCACCUUUAUGAUGCUGCGAGAGGCUUGGGCGGCUUUUGGUUCGCUAACGGCGUCACGAAAAUUGCACACCAGGUUGCUCGAAGUCACCACCAAGGCAACAUUCCGCUUCUUCGAUACAACUGCCCUUGGACAGCUCAUGAACCGCUUCAGCAAGGACAUGGAGAUCAUUGAUCAACAAAUGACAUCUGUCAUGAUGCACAUUGUCAGCCUCAUCCUCGACACGAUUGUUUCCAUAGUGGUCAUAGCAUGGACCACGCCGCAGCUUCUGAUAGUGGCCUGUCUUAUCCUUUGCAUCUAUCUGGUCAUAGCCAGAUUUUACCUACGCUCGUCCCGAGAGCUCAAGGACCACGAAGCUAGAGGCCGGAGUCCGUUGUUCCAGCAAUUCGGUGAGGUGCUCACCGGACUCGUCACGAUCCGUGCCUACAACAAAGAGCAGUUGUUCAUCGACAGUAACGCAGAACGCAUCGAUACGCAGUCGCGGCCCUUCUUCCAUCUUUGGGCUUCCAAUCGCUGGCUAGCUCUCCGCACCGAGUUACUCGGAAACCUCUUAUUUGUCCUGACCAGCGUCUUCGUUUUGCUGAGCAACAACAUCAGCCCCGGCUUGGCGGCUGUCUCACUGACGUAUGCCAUGAGCUUCUCGAAUUAUCUCAUCUGGAUUGUACGCAUGUACGCUAUGUUCGAGCAGAACAUGAACUCUGUCCAACGCAUUUCUGACACGAUGAGCGCGGAGCAAGAGGCGGAUCCAGACACGGCGCAGUGCCACCCCGACGCUACCUGGCCCUCGCACGGAGUGGUUGAGUUUAGACGUUUCUCAACGCGCUACCGACCAGACCUAGACAUGUGCCUUCGCGAUAUCAGUUUUCGCGCUGACCGUGGGGAGCGGGUUGGCAUCGUAGGGCGUACGGGGGCUGGCAAGAGCACUCUAGGCCUUGCCAUGUUCCGGGCCUUGGAAGCCGUAGAGGGCGAAAUUCUAAUAGAUGACGUGGAUAUCAGUCAAGUUACGUUGCAACGCCUCCGUAAAUCCAUUACUAUAGUACCCCAGGACCCCAGCCUAUUCGCGGGCACCAUCCGGUCCAAUUUGGAUCCUCUGGACGAACACACGGAUGCAGAAGUAGAAGCAGUACUUGAUCACGUGCAGCUGUCGGGCGCGGCUGAAGGCGCAUUGCAUGCAGGAACUCGUGUCAUUGACGCUGGAGGCAAUUUUUCGCAGGGACAGCGACAGCUGCUGUGCCUAGCACGGGCUGUCUUACGGCGCAGCCGCAUCCUCAUGGUCGACGAGGCGACGGCUUCUAUCGACCAUGCUAGCGACACGCAGAUACAAGCAGUGUUAAGCAGCCUCGAUGCUACCGUUGUGACAGUAGCGCACCGCCUUGCUACCGUUGCAGACCACGAUCGUAUCGUCGUCCUAGAUCGGGGUGCUAUCAUCGAACAGGGCGCGCCUUGGAUAUUGCUCCGUAACCCUCACAGCGUCUUUCGCGCCAUGUGUGAGACGAGCGGCGAAUUUGAACGUCUAGUGCAUAUAUCCGACUGGGCUCGGCAUGCUAAGAGUGCUGUGGUGUAG